AUGCAAGCAAGACAGCCACUCCUUGUCGGCGGCCAGCCCGGAGGAUCCACAGAACAACUCAUCGAAGGCUCGGUAGAAGCUGACGGCGGAUACUGGGGGCUCUUGGAGGCCACCGGCGCGAGACGUUGCAUCUUCGCACAGACAAAAUUAUCAAAGACGGCCUCCGUCGUUUGUCCAGAUGCUGCUCUACGGCGUACGACGGUCGAGAUGGAUACCCGCGACCAGCCUUACGACAGAGUUUUUGACGGACAAGCGAUGUGCGUCGUUAGCGCCACGUCAAUAUUUACGGCGGGCAGACUGUCGCCAACGGAUUCGCUCAACAAGCUUUAA
Colletotrichum lupini is the source of this 330-nucleotide messenger RNA. RefSeq lists its product as uncharacterized. Bases 1 to 330 code for a protein of 109 amino acids. The record is from RefSeq and is a predicted model, not a curated record. The transcript is spliced from 3 exons. NCBI's taxonomy places the organism in Eukaryota, Fungi, Ascomycota, Sordariomycetes, Glomerellales, Glomerellaceae.